AUGGAUCAUUACAAGGAAUUAGGGGUUCAGAGGAACGCGAGCAAGGAGGAAAUCAAGCACGCUUUCCGGAAUCUGGCGAUGAAAUUCCACCCGGACAAGCACUCGCAGUCGCCGGAGCACCUCCGCCGCUCCGCCACGCUCAGAUUCAAGCAGCUGUCGGAGGCGUACGAAACCCUCAUCGACGACCGCAAGCGGGCGGAGUAUAAUCUCGGCAGAAACGCGUACGGCGCUAGUCAGAGUCAAAAUUACGGUCACAGUCACGGCGGCGGCGGAUAUAGUUACAGCAAUCCAUACGGAUAUGGUUACGGGCAUGGUGGUGGCUCUGCGAGGAGGAGCAGCGGCAGCCACGGUGGUGCUUUUACGAAAUUGGAGAUGAGCCUUAGGUACCUCACCACUAAGAGUUUUCUUCUCAAUGCCACAUUUGUCAGUGUUUUGUUAGGUGGAUUGUAUGUUAUUGAUGCCAGUGGCAAGGCGCUGUGGGAGAUGCGUAAUCAUGGGAAAUCAUUUGAAGAGGCGAUAGAAUCUGUAGAAAAGGCUAAAACACGCAAAGAUGGCUCUUGCUAA
Molecule: messenger RNA, 564 nt
Organism: Striga hermonthica
Lineage: Eukaryota; Viridiplantae; Streptophyta; Magnoliopsida; Lamiales; Orobanchaceae
Source: the annotation of a GenBank genome assembly